AGGCAUGAGGAUUAUAAGCUGUGCUGCAAUUCUUGCAAGCAUGUCUGGCAGGGGAAUCUGUUCAAGGCACAGCGCCACUUCACUCAGUUGAAGAGGUGCGCGGCAGCGACGAUGGACGUGUUCGUUGACAUUUGGAACCACACGGAUUACGACUUCGAUCAGCAACAUCACCGCGGUAUCGUGGCUUACAUGAGGGAGCACGAUAUCGCGGAUAGACAAGUUGCGGACGUCCAGCGAGGCAGUGGCAGGGGGAGGACGGGUGCGUCACAGUCGCAACCACAGGAGCGCGAUCCUGUGGACGAGGUAGAGGAGUUCCUGGAUGAGGAGGCCAGGCGAGCAGAGGCCAGGGAGGGUGGAGGGAAAGGCGCAACACCGGAUUUGGCGGGGGAGGAGGUGGUGAUGACUGCACGAGGGAGCAAUGCCGCUCACCAUCACGAGGGGGGUGCACCGGGCGCAGCGGGGAAGAGGCCGGUGGGGGGCAGUGGAGUUGAGGGCGUGCCACAGGUGCGCAAGAGACAGCGGCAGUCCACUCUGGAUGAGGUGUACGAUCCAGAUGAGCAGGCCACAUUCAGGGACACCUUUUUGCAGUGGGCCUACGAUAGUGGUAUACCCUUUGCUGCUUUCAGGAGGCAGUCAUGGUAUAGGCACAAGAAGGCAUUGGCCGCCAUGUCUCGCGGAGUGCGGCCUGUCUAUCCGUCCUUCAAGGACAUUGGGGCCGAUGGUAUUGAUGACCAGCGGGGGAAGGUUGCCGCGAUGUUGAGGGACGUCCGUGGUUCGUUCGAGUCGGUGGGGGCCACCAUUUUGUCGGACGGUAGGCAAUUGCGAGACGCGAGCCCUAUCGUCAACUUCGUUGCGGCCGCCAAGCGCGGCGCCCUGUUGUACGCCACCAUCCGCACCAUGCAUAUGCUUGAGCCGGCGCACCUGCUCAACCCCCGCAGGCGCUCCCUCCGUUACUACGAGUCCGCCCGCAGGACAACUGCGGACCUCGAGGUCGUUACCGAGUGCGACUCGUUUUUCUUGGCGCAGACAGGCGGUGAUGCGGCGGGGGAUGCAUACUUGCAGGUGCGUGAGCAGAUGCGAUCCUUCCACUCCAGGGUCGGCCACACGGCAGACAGGGUGACGAGGGACGCCGAGGCGGAGGCCUGUGUAGGGGACGAGGAGACGAGCAGGUGCGCGUCAUGGUGGGUGGAGCACGGCGCAUGCUUCCCGAACUUGCAGGAGAUUGCUGGCCGUGUGAUGCACAUGUGGACGCCCGCCUCCCCUGCUGAGAGGAACUGGGAAGAGCAUGAGCGCAUCCACACGGCCAAGCGCAACAAGCUCAAGUUCAGGAAGGUCGCGCAGUUAACGUCGGAGCAGGAGUCGGACACGGAGGAUUUGUUGGUCGGUGUAGAUAAGAGUGCCGAGAGACUCUACUACACGUACGGUGCAGGACCGGACGAUUUUCAACCACACUGCACCGUCAUUCAGGAGAGCGACGACGAUUCCUUUCCCGCUAGUGGGGGUGCUACAGGUGGGCCGACGGAACGUGCUGCAGGCGGCGCGAGCGGAGGUGCUACAGGCGGGCCUAGUGGAGGGGCCACACACGGCGCGGGAGGACGUACCUUAGGUAGGGCAGGUGCUGCACUACCUACUCAGCCCACUGCUGAAAGAGAGAGGGAGCGCGCGAGGGCGGCUAGCACGGACGACGACGACGACGAUGACGAGCCGUCUGUCAUUCGCAAAGCACGCAUGGAGCGCGACGGAGCUCCGUCCGCCACCGAGGGUCUUAGGAGAUCAGCGCGGUUGCAGACGCUGGCCGACUUGCCAGACGCGAGGUGACGGGGCCACAGGGGAGAGAGAGUGGGGGAUGACGUCGAGUAUCGUCCUACGGAGGCUGGUGUACCGGAGUCGACGGAGGAGCUCCAUGCCCGCUUGGAUCGAGAGGAGGAGCAGCAGCUGGAGGUGUUGCAGAGAGAGUGGGCGGGUAGAGCCGCGUACGUGGCGGAGCAGCAGCGUGCUCGGGACUUGGAGACCGGUGCUGCAGUACCUGAUCUGGGCGGGGUGGAGCAUCGCGAUCCCACAGUCCCGCAUCCAUUUGCACCUGCCCAACACAGACUGAGGAGCACGGUGAUCCGGCCGUGUCAGAGCAUGGAGAUCCGGCCGUGUCCGACUUCGUAUGGAGGGCGAUUCCGAAGAGCAUGGGACGGAGGCCGUGGACCCGGUGCGGAGGCCGAUGAUGGGGCGGAUAUUGCGGGGCGACUUUCACCGUCGCCUAGUGCCGGUCCAGGUCGAGUGUCACACGGCCCCAUUGGGGGUGAUGACAUUGACCUGCAGGCUCAUGAUCCGGAGGAGGUCGGAGGCAGUAUGUCUUUGGCGUUAGUGUUGCGGGAUCCUUCACCGGUGGCGCACGACGUUCCGUCGGGGCAUGUCGAGGGAGGAGGCGGUGCUGAUGAGGAUGGGGAGGGCGGUAUACCACCUGACCUUCACGACCACGCCAGAGCAGAUAUGGAGGGGCAGAUUACACUUGGGCCACUCAACCCUGAUGCGUUGCAGCGUGCACUAGUGGAGGAUCCGAUUAGCAGGGGAGCUGCAGGAUCUCUUGGGGUCGGGGUUCAAUCGCCUCUGUUGUACACACCUGUGAGCCCUCGGUAUUCUGGCUCUCCGGCGAGCUUGGAGCGCGAGCAGCAACGUUCGGAGUCCAUCAUGGCAGCGGCUCGGGGUGCACACAGGGCUCGCACCACCUCACUUAUACCUCCACCGACCGUGCCCCACAACACUCCGACACCGGUCACGGUUAGAGCUGCUGAGCCUGCUGGGAGAGGCCACGUGCCGACGUCGUCGUCACCUCGCCUCGACACACAACAGUCAUUUCACCGUUCGUGGAGCACAGUGCGACGAGUUGACGAGAGAGUGAGGAGUGAUUUCGCGGCGCACCAGGCGCGGUUGAGGGAGGAGCACAGACCGGCGCCGAGUUUGGCGACUGCUUAUCGCAUUCUCGAGCUGCCUAGGUACGACAGUCGCGGAAACCUUCUUUUAGGUUCACGCAUGGCUGCACCUGCGUUGUACACUUCCGGAGAGGACGGAGUGUCGGCGCCUCAUGGAGAGCGACAUCACAGCAGCAUUAACGAGUUGGAGACUCGUAUUGCUAGGGAGGAGGCGCGAUUGAGGGAGUCGCACGAGGAGCUUGACAGGGAGCGCAAGAGGAUGGCGGCGACGCGCACUUCGGAUGCCGAUACGGAGGAGGGGCCCAUCGACAUUGUUAGGCGCAGGGAGAGAGAGAGAGAGAGAUUGGCCGCGACACAGACAUGCACGACACUGCCGACACGUGGACGACGACGAGCAGGUGGUGGCGGGGGGCGGUAGAUAUAUGUGGUAGAUAUAUGUAUUGUGGUUUUGAUUUGGAUAUUUCCUAUUUUUUUGGAUGGUGCUUCGUAUUCGUUUUUCUAGUUCAUCACAUGUACUUUAGUUUUGUAAUUCUUCGUGGCUGGGUUUUUUAUAUCUUCGCUUUUGUGACACAUCUGUAUACUAGUGACAACAGUUUCCCGUCAUUUGGCAGGUGGUUGGUAGUCGUUUUCUUAGUUGCUCAUAUGUACUUUAGCUUUGCGGUUACUUGUGGUAGCACUGGUAGGGUUUUUGUGUCUUCGGUUUUGCGAGACGUGU
Chara braunii is the source of this 3639-nucleotide messenger RNA. Lineage: Eukaryota; Viridiplantae; Streptophyta; Charophyceae; Charales; Characeae. The record is from the annotation of a GenBank genome assembly.